UGACAUUUAUUUACACUUUGGUUGUGGCGUGUGCAUGUGAAUUUUGAAGGUUAUAUUAUUUUAAAAAUGGGAAAAGUAAGAAAAACGAAACCUUCUAGAGUUAGGCGAAGUGAACCUGUAGAUAAUACAAGUGAUGAAGAAGAACAGUUACCCGUUGACAGCAAAGAAAAUGCUUUGCAAACUAUAUUAGACCAGUUGCAGGCAGCUGAUGUAGAGGAAAAGUAUUGUGGGCUACAAACCUUAGCUCUUAUGAUAGAAAAUCCCGAGAAUGUACCACAGGUAAUGGCUCGAGGGCUGGUGAAGGCAGCAGCUCCUUUGUUGCUGGACCAAGCAAGUUCUGUGAGGAAUGCAACCGCAGGCACUCUCAGAAACCUGUCUACAGUGGCCAUGGAUGUGUGUGAUGCUAUGAUGGAACAAGAUAUUAUGACUCCUGUGACUUGCUUUUUCCAUGAGCAUGCUGAAAGCUGGGUGCCAGAUCCUGGUUCUAAAACAAAAGAUGAAGAUAUUGACACCUUUAUUCAAUGUGUCAAUUUACUUUUAAACCUCUGUGAGAGUUCAGAUUUAGCUAUCAAAUAUUUAGGCCAGUCAAGAAUAUUAGACAUACUACCUCGUUACUUAGACCUUGGAACUUUCAACAGUGACAUAGCAAUAGCUGUCCUACAGUGUUUGUUUGUAGUCGUAGAAGAUAAUCCUACAGCAAUGUCUAAAAUAAAAACAAAUGCCGAGAGGCAGUUAGAAACUCUUUUAAGAUUAGAAGGAAAUGAUCCAACUGUACUGCUAUUAAAAACACUGUCUGCAGGAGUUAUAAUAAAUACUUGCGGUAAUAAAACAACAUUACCUCCAGGUGUUAUUAGUGAGAUUGUGUCUAUAUUAGGGACAACAUUGUCUGUUGAUCACCGCCUCAUUUGUAGUCAGUUGUCCAGUAGUGUGCCAUUGAGUGAUGAUAGUGGCAAAGUGGAGCCUCCCAAGGGCAAAGCAGCACAGCAGUUGGAGAGCCAAUUGAAAUCUGUGUUAGAAAUAUUGACAGCACAACAGAGUGCCAUUGAAAUAAUUGCAAACAUUUGUUCGUGUGAAGAUAAUGAUGAGCCACUAGGAAAUGAUUCAUCAGAAAGUGAUGAUGGGGAAGAAGAUAUUUGUGAAAAUGGUGAUGAGAGUGUUCUUGCUGAAGACAAGCUUCCUCCUGAAGUGAUGGAGGCUUUAAUAUCUUUGGAGGUAUUUGAAAAAGUUUGGGCGAGGACCCAAUUGCCAGCACAAAAUGUUUUAUUAAUAUUGAAAGAAUAUGAAGGAUCUCAAUUGAUUUACAAAAGACUUCUUACACUACAAACGCGCGCUCUACUGUGUAUUAACAAUUUACUAUCAACCAUCCCUAUUGAGAACAUUGGUGGUGUGAAUGGUGUGUACAAGAUUUGGGUUGACGUUGGCAAACUAGUUUUCAAACAAGAUACAGACAAUGUUAACCUUUCCGAGUCGGCGACUGCAGUUAUGAGAGCCGCUUUGGACAAGAUUAAGUUUAGAGAAAAUGGAAAUACAAGCGACAGUAGUGUAUUUAGUGACCUGGCUUUGUCUGAUAUUGAGAUAAUGCUCAAUGGUAUUAAAGUAUGUCAAGUCCCUGAAAUAAGAGCCAACCUAAUUAGAAUGAUUGGAAUCUUGGCUUUAUUGUUAGUUAACAACUUAAAUGAUGUGACUUCAAAUGUCAUUGUUGUAAUCACUGAAUUUAUACUCGAACAAGCUCACAAAGAGAAUGAGGUGUGGGUGUUGGCUGAAGCAGUUGACACUUUAGUGGAUUUAUACUCUGAAGAUGAAACUGACAUUUUGGCGGCUAAAGUAAAUCUGGUUGAGAAGUUGACUUCAUUGGCGCCAAUAUUCAAGAAUAAGAUAAGACAGCAGAAAAGGCUCCCAAAAGAAUACAAGGUCCUCGUCAGCACAGCUUCGUCAAAUUUACCGAGAUUCAUAAAGUACAAGAAGGACAGAUUAAGUAGGUUGUAAGUGUAAGACAAGUUAUAACAAAUGUUAAUGUUGUACCUAUAUUUUGAAUGUACGUUGAUAUCUUUAUUGAUACAUAUAUUUUAUUACCCCAAA
Messenger RNA from Trichoplusia ni (cabbage looper), 2079 nucleotides. Its product is annotated as HEAT repeat-containing protein 3. NCBI's taxonomy places the organism in Eukaryota, Metazoa, Arthropoda, Insecta, Lepidoptera, Noctuidae. The record is from RefSeq and is a predicted model, not a curated record. The coding region runs from base 67 to 1986 and encodes 639 amino acids. The transcript has 8 exons. Gene Ontology annotation, biological process: protein import into nucleus; ribosomal large subunit biogenesis.